Telopea speciosissima is the source of this 3167-nucleotide messenger RNA. RefSeq lists its product as uncharacterized. The record is from RefSeq and is a predicted model, not a curated record. Lineage: Eukaryota; Viridiplantae; Streptophyta; Magnoliopsida; Proteales; Proteaceae. The transcript has 10 exons. The coding region runs from base 14 to 2704 and encodes 896 amino acids.
CGAGCUGGCAAAAAUGGCGGAAAAACAAGCAGAUGACGAUGACGAUGAGGAGUUCGGAGACUUCAAGUUCGUUUCACCAUCUUCUAAUGAACCGUUGUAUGUCAGUCAGGACAAUGGAGUGGAAGACGAAUGGGGAGAUUUCAUGGACAAUUUCUCUCAGAAGCAAGAUUUUUUUGGAAACCAACUCAUAUUUCAGCCAUUUAAUGGCUACACCCAAACUGUAAAUCAUACUAAUCCACCUCAAUCACAGCAAAGUUUUGAUCUUUUUGGUGAUUUCUCGGAUCAUUCGCCAAAAGCCACCGUUUUAAAGCUGAAUCACGUCGAAACUGAAAAUAAUUCUGCCUCUCCGGUUGCUGAGAAACGGUGGGAGAAGCCUCAAGGUGCUUUGCCUCUUUCCAUUUUUGGUGAGGAAGAGGUAGAAUCUGAUUCGAACAACCCAUCUUUCAAUGAUACUCCAGAUCCUUUUCCCGUUAAAAAAUCGCCGUCCCCCGUGAAAAAUGAAGUAAAAUUUGGGCCAGGCCUCCGUCUUAAUGAUAUUAUCGUGAAUUUGUACAGCCAGGCAGAUCAGAUCAAGAUUGAAAAUGGGUCGAAUUGGAAUUUGGUUGACGGAGAUGAUAAUGGUUGGAAAUUUAACGACGCAUUCUCUCAAAACAAAGUCGGAGAUAGAGAAUCAGCUGUCAAGGAGUUCGAGUGGGAACAACAGGAGGAACAACAAUUGACCAAUAAUUUGAAGGUCAGUGAUAGACAGUCCGAAAACUCUGAAGGAACUUUACAUAAGUCAGGCCUUAGCAAUGUUGGCUUAGAUUCUGGAGAUAUUUUUGCCAAUUCAGAUUGGUUUUCUCAUAAAUCUGCUGGACUUUACAACGGUUUUGGUCUUAGCACUAGUAUGGCUACUCAAAAUGGUUCUAUCUCAGUAUCGCUCACUCAAGCCAACCAGAAUGUGAAUGGAAAUGAAUUGAAUUCUAAAUCAGGUGAUGGAAAGAUAAAUGCUGAUGAUAAUUUCUGGGAUUUUAAGGAUGCAGUCUCAGAAUCUGAAAAUGUAAAUUUCUCUUCAGGGAAGAAGGAAGAGAAAAUGGUUGCUGAUAUUCCUGAUGCUGACAUGAAAGUGCUUGCAUUUGACGGCGAAGUCCAGGGAAAUGGAAAAUGGCAUGGGGAUCAUCAGGAAUCAUUAUCCCUGCCGUUUUUUAGCAAUGGGAAACUAGAUGCCGAUGAUUCCUUGUGUGGCAAAGAUGUAUCUUCUCAUAAACCAGCUAACUAUGUGAGAAACAGCACCUAUGGUCAGAGUUUUGGCCCAAAUGUCUCUCUUACUGAUUUCAUAUUCACAUUAUACAGUCAGGCUGGGGAGAUCCCAGCUGUUAAUUCUACAAAAGGACCAACUGGAGAUGAAUUGAGUUCAGCCCAGGUGGGUGUAAAUUCUGAUUUAAUGAAUGGAGAGGAUGAUUUUGAUGACAAUUCCUGGGAAUUUAAAGAUGCCUUCUCAGAAACCAAAGCUGAUGAUGAAUUUAAUUUAAUCCAAGUGGGUGUGAGGUUUGCUAAUUCUAAACCAACCGAAGCCCAAGUCAGUUUGAAUUGUGAUUUGAUGAAUGGAGAAGAUGAUUUUGAUGAAAGUUCCUGGGAGUUUAAGGAUGCCUCCUCAGAAACCAAAACUGAAGGUCGAAGUUAUGUAUUCAAUCCUUCAAAUACAGAUAUAAGAUUUCUGAGUGAAUCAAAGCUGAAGAAUUUUGUGGAUUUCUACUCUAGAUUGAAGGAGGAAUCAUGCAGUGUUGCUCUUCACCAUCUUGAUUGCCUAAAGGAAGCCCAGAAGGUUGCUGUUCUUUCUGGCAAUGAUGUCAAAGCAAUGGCUUUCCAUGAAGAAAUCCAGGCAGCUUAUAAGAAACUUCACAAAGAGGAUAUGAUCUCUGAAGAAGCUUAUUCAAAGGAGCUUUCAACAAGAAAAAUUUGUGUGAAUGAAUUUAUGAAUGAUCCGACGUUCCAAGUGGUUGAGUCAGAAUAUGACUUGUCAAAAAGAAUAUCAUUAGCAGAAAAUGAUUUGAAUUCAGCGAUUGAGCUUUUUAAGCAUGCAAUUCUAAUUCUAAAGAUCCUCUCAUUGGGAUCUGUUGAAGAGCAAUCCAAGUAUAUUACCAAUUGGUCUAAAAUUAUAUCAGCCUGUGCUCAAGAGUUGAAACAUGGUGCCUUGAUUUGGAAGCAGUCAUUACUACAGACUAUCCACAAGAAAAUGUUGUCUCAACUCCAAGGCCAGCGAUAUUUUCUUGCCCUUGCUGAAAUAUAUAGAGUAGUGGAAAUUCUAAGAGCCUCAGCAACACUUUACAAACCUUGGAUAUUAUCGAACCUUGAAGAUCCUUCAAUUAUCUUUGCUCUUUUGGAGGAAUGCAAGACUGUAUGGUCAGAGUCAGGAUUGGAAGAAGCUGUCCGGAGUAUCCCUGAUCCAGUUAGCAUUGGUUAUGAUGGGACUGUCAUGGCAUUGUUGGAUUCUAUAAAGUCUAUCCAUGAUCUGGAUGUGCUGGCUCUUCAAAACAGAGUUUUCUCCCAGAAAGAAUCAAUUUGUCAACUAUCAGGAUUAUCUUGUGCAGUGGUGCCAGAUAUGAAGGUCGUUGUCUGGGAUGGAGAACACUACUUUCUCAUCCUAGCAAACUUGUGGGUAAAUAGGAUAUCUUGUGAUCCUCCAAGGACACCACAUUUGCGCAUCAGUUAUGAUGACUGCUGAAGCUGAAAUCAGUUUUUCCAUCACUCCUCAUCAUAUAUUUGAAUCAGAUUGAUUUCCUUUCUUGUGAGGCAUUUUGCACAGCAUCUAAAUUAUAAGGACAUCAAUUGUGGUGAAAGUAACUGCGGCAGAGGCCUGCUGAACCUAAAGACAACACCAAAAGGGAAUGUACUUGAAGCUGCGUCAGUGAAAAGAUGAUGUGAUCAACUCAAGCUUGGCUUCAUCAAGGUUUUAUAUUGGCUGUUGGGGCUUGGUUUGAAUUGGCAAGGUAGGAAAAUUUUCCUCCCAUUUUCUCUGGCAUUUUCUGCAAAAAAGGUUGUAACAUAGUUUCUGGAUGCAAAGUGUUUGAUUGUUAACAUGUAAUUUUUUUUUAAUGUAAUAUGUUCAUAGAUAGAUGCAGCACAAUCGUACACAUUGUACAAUGUAAAAACAAUCAAGAAUCCCUGUUCCUCCAAACCCCCCUCCC